Umbelopsis ramanniana AG is the source of this 3093-nucleotide messenger RNA. RefSeq lists its product as uncharacterized. The transcript is spliced from 6 exons. NCBI's taxonomy places the organism in Eukaryota, Fungi, Mucoromycota, Umbelopsidomycetes, Umbelopsidales, Umbelopsidaceae. Gene Ontology annotation, molecular function: protein binding. The record is from RefSeq and is a predicted model, not a curated record. The coding region runs from base 70 to 2829 and encodes 919 amino acids.
CAAUUUUUGCAAGUCAGAUUCUCCUCAACGACAUUCAUUCCUUUCAGUCAUUCAUUCAAAACGUCCUUGAUGGAAGUGGUCUAUGCCAUUCACAACUUCGAGGCCGAAAACCCGGACGAAAUAGCCUUUCGAAUAGGCGAUCCCAUCACCGUGAUUGAAAAGGACGAAAAGUUCUUAGAUGGAUGGUGGCAGGGACGAAACACGAAGGGCGACAUUGGCCUCUUUCCAAUGAACUACACAUCUUAUGAAAGACCGCUUGAUAUGGAUACCGCCCCUCAUACUCCCCAACCUAUGCGAAAAGACCUCUACGCCGACGACACCGAUUUGGAGACGCAAAUCGACCACGCUAUCACCCAGAUCAAAGUGCUUCCGUCGCCUGAUAUGUUUCCUCAAACACAAUCCAGUCGCUCUACUCCCACCACAUCCUCCUCCACUAAGAAAGCUUCCCUACGAAAAAAGAAAAAGAAGUCUCGUGCAGGCUCAUUGACAAAAUCUUCGUCUGCCUCACAUCUCCCCACGCAAACCUCUAUCUUCAUGGUAGGCCGUUCAUCCCCUGCGGAAUGGAAUGUUCAGCAGGUUGGCGAGUGGCUAACCAUGGUCGGACUUGAUUCGGUGGUUCCCAAUUUUACAAGCCAAGAAAUCAGUGGAGACAUUCUGAUGGAUUUAACCAUUGAUGCGCUCAAGGAACUCGAUAUAAAUACGUACGGUAAACGAUAUAAAAUCAUGACAGCCAUUUCAGCUUUAAAAGAUGAGGUAUCACGUCAAGAAGGUGGUGGUGGAAGCAUUCACAGUCUUUCUGAUGAAGAUAGUAAAAGUUCGGCUCUAGAGGAACCAGUGGCCAAUACAGCAAAUGCAAAGUCAACGGCCGUCAACGAAACCUAUCCCGCCAAACCAUCUGCAUCAACACCUUCUUUUGCAAAAUUCAACGGCGACAUAAAUCGCUUGCCGGCGAAUAAGCUGGCUCCCGGCGGACAGUCCAUCAGCAUCCCCACCGCCCUUAAUGACUACACAUUUCAACAGCAAGGUCCUCCGCGACGAGCUCCGGCCCCUCCGUCUAUCACUCAGUCACCUGAACCCUCAAUUUCUGCAGAUUCACAACAGAGUAGAGAUGUUCGAUUUGGUGGUGGUAGUAGUAAGGGCUUUUUAAGCGACGACCCUGUGUCUGAAUAUAGCACUACUCGGUUAUCACCUUCCAACCGACCGUUGUCACCACAAAGUACCGGCACAGCUCCUUCCGUUACUCGUUCAAACACAUUCAACACGAUCUCAUCCAAGCAAUCUAUUUCCACUGUCGGUUCAAAUGGAACGAAUUUCAGUGGCGACCGCUCCACUAUGCCCUCUUUCGGAAAACACACUGUCAUUCCACGUCCCAACCCCACCAACCAUAGUAUGUCCGACCUGUGGUCAGAGUCAGUUGACAAAGGCUCAUCCGUCUUGGAAAGAACACCCUCGGAUGGACUGAAUGGAAUGCGAAACAAAUAUGAAUCCAACAAGUUUGGUCAAGCACCAAAUGGUCUUCGUGGACCUGAAAGUCAAAUCAUGCACCGCCCCUCUGUAGAUGCCCCUAGUGGUCAACGAUUCCCUCUGCCUGAACCCGGUCAAUUGCCUGAGAAGGAGGGCUGGUUACAUAAGCAAAGUGACAAAUACAAGACCUGGAAUAGGAGAUGGUUUGUGCUCAAAGGACCCAACCUAUUUUACUUCAAAAGUCCUCGAGAUGUUCGUAUGAAGGGAAUCAUCAACUUGCGCGGCUACAAAAUUUCCAUUGAUGAGGACAUCAACCCUGGCAAAUACUGCUUCAAGGCUAAGCAUGAACGGGAGAGGACGUUCUUCUUCUAUACGGAUGGAGAUGUUGAGUUGAGACAGUGGGUCAAGGCACUUAUGAAAGCGACCAUUUCUCGCGACUUUUCAGCGCCUGUCAUGUCGUCCAAUCAUGUCGCAACCGUGUCAUUGGAAGCGGCUAGAAAGAUGCGUCCUCGUCCACCGUCCAUGAUUUUGUACAAGAAGAACGAAAAUCGUAACAUCAAUGGCAGCCAGCGUGAUAAGGCUAUGCUUUCACCACCGUUGAUGGAAGAAGAAGAGAAUUUCUCGCCUGCCGAUAGCAAAAUGAGCUUGCGUCAAAAGUCGUCAAAUCAAACUCGCGAAUCAGGUAUUACUGUACAUCAUAAUAUUAUGCAUCACCACGACAGUGAGAUUCCCUCUCUACCAUCCAAUGGUGGUCAAUCAUGGUAUGAGGAACAAAGCUUGCCCAAGCAAUCGUUGUUUGAUAUCAAUAACGACGACGAAGAUUUGAUUGAUCCCCACCAUGACCGAGCUCCGUCCAUGAUGCCAAGCUCUUUUUCACGCAGCUCAUGGGCGCCUACCGACUAUGUUUCCUGGAUCAACACUCACCUUCCUCCGGGAAAACAAGUCAUAGAUCUGUCCAAUGCCUUCCGAAAUGGCGAUACUUUGAUUCAGUUGCUACAGCAGCUCAGCGGUAAAGAAGUUCGACGACCUCAACCUCAAAAGGGCGGAAGUGUCAGCAUGGCUAUGUUGGACAAUAUUGUUGCUGCCUUCAAGUUUAUGGGACGAGAAGGCGUAGUUGUGGAUGGUCGAUACACGAUUAAAGAUGUGUUUGGAGGAAAUGAAGUCAAGAUUAUGGAAAUGCUCGAUGCUAUUCGCGCUUGGUCAGAUGAAAUGGGGUACGAACAAACCAAUUCUCUCCGAAUACAACAACCUGAUAGCGGUAGAAAAUCUCCAAGAGUUGGCACUGGAGGCACUUUUGGAGGCGAGGAUGAUAAAGUGAAGGAAAGCCUUCGUAUGAUUUCUAGUGAAGAUGAAGGAGGUCUUUGAACAGAACAACGUGCAUAGAGACGUUCAGCUCUCCUUCAGCUGAUGCUCGCCAAGAAAAAAAAUAGCUCAAACCCAUCCCCGGUGCUUUAUGUGGGCAAAAACUCGACGUGGAUUUCUAGAUGCAAGCACCCCCCACUCCAUUCAUUCGCAAAAUUACGCAAGAUAGAUACAGCAAGCUCACCCGAAAAAAAAAUCUGUUUUUACCAAAGUCUUCUCAGAGCUCUAAAGCUCCCAUUCUGUCCCUUCAAUUCUUCCUUCACCUUU